GGCUCUCUCAAUCGUGUGGAUCUCUCGUCCUCGUGUUCUGCUCGUGUCGUCGCCGGCACACGAUCGCGUCGCCGUCCCGAACGCCACACGCUCGUCGAUUCGAUCGCCAGGCAAAUCGCAAUCCGCGCCGCCGAACACGCCUAAACAGGUCGACCGUUGUAGGAUACCGGCUUGAAAUAUCCCCAUAACAGUCCGACCGUCCGUCGUAUCGCUCAGUCGUUCGAAUGUCCGCGGCCUGUCGUCGCCCGAUCCGCAGUCGUCCCGUCGCGUCGCAUUCAAUCCACCGCCGCCGCCGCCAACUGACGACGCUGUCGCGAUGACGCCUCCGCCUCCGCGCGCAGAUCCCGAAGAAGACUCGGCCGCGAGCGACCGCCGCCGGCCGGUAACUCCCGACCACUGUACAACCGACGCCGGUCAACGUACCACCGCCGCCGCCGCCGCCGCCGCCGCGAUCACCACGUCGGCUCCGGCCACGACCGCCGCCGACAACGUCGCGUACUUCGGCCCGGCCGCCGGAGACGCCGGCGACCGCCACCGCAGAACGUCGGCCACGAACGGUGGACGGCGCGCGUCGGGAGCGCCGGACAGACACCAGUUGCCGCCGUCCACGCUGACGCCCGUGCAGUUCGAGAUGAGCUACGGAACGCCGGCCGCCGCCGACCAGAACGCCAUGUCCAGCAAAGAUAACCUGUUGACGCCCAGAGCAUGGAUCGGCUCCCGGCACAUCGUUACGUUCAUGUUGUUCCUUGGCAUGGCCAACGCUUACAUAAUGAGGACCAACAUGUCGGUGGCCAUAGUGGCCAUGGUCAACCAGACCGCGCUGGAAAGGGACCCGACCAUUCCGGACGAUGAAUGCGAGGGCUACUACACUCCCGUCGGGAACACAACCGUACACAGCAUGUCCAACGAAGGAUCAUUCUUGUGGAGCACAUCCCAACAGGGCUAUGUGCUCAGUUCGUUCUUCUACGGCUACGUCAUAACGCAGAUACCGUUUGGGAUACUGUCAAAGAAGUAUGGCGCCAAGUAUUUCCUUGGCGUCGGCAUGCUCAUAAAUUCGGUGUUCGGCUUCUUGGUGCCGUUGUCUGCCAACUUCGGCAUUUUUUCACUGAUCACCAUACGUUUCAUUCAGGGGCUCGGAGAAGGUCCCAUAGUUCCGUGUACUCACGCAUUGCUCGCAAAAUGGAUCCCUCCGAACGAGAGGAGCCGAAUGGGAGCAUUCGUUUAUGCAGGGGCUCAAUUCGGCACAGUGAUUUCAAUGCCACUGAGUGGCGUGCUCUCGGAGUACGGGUUUGCCGGAGGAUGGCCAUCGAUAUUCUACGUGUUCGGUGCAAUCGGCACCCUGUGGUCUGUCGCAUUUUUGUGGCUCGUGCACGAGGACCCCGAAUCUCACCCCACUAUACCACACGACGAGAGGAAAUACAUUAUUAGUUCCGUUUGGGGAGCUGCCGGUGUGUCCUCUCCCCCCGUGCCGUGGAGAAGUAUAUUAAAGUCGGCUCCGUUCUGGGCCAUAUUGGUCGCUCACAUGGGUCAAAAUUACGGAUACGAAACGCUCAUGACCGAGCUGCCGACUUUCAUGAAACAAGUGUUGCACUUCAAUAUAAAAGCUAACGGAACGUACUCAUCACUGCCGUACCUCGCCAUGUGGGUGUUCUCGAUGGUGGCCAGCCAUAUAGCCGAUAUGAUGAUCUCCUCCGAGAGGUUCACGCACACUGUCACGCGCAAAAUCGUCAACACUAUCGGUCAAUUUGGUCCAGCGAUAGCGCUGAUCGCCGCGUCUUACACGGGCUGUGACCCGUACCUGACUGUGGCCAUACUCACCGUGGGGGUGGGUCUCAAUGGCGCUAUUUACUCGGGAUUCAAAGUCAACCAUCUGGACAUAUCGCCGCGGUUCGCCGGAAUACUGAUGAGCCUGACCAAUUGUCUGGCCAACUUGGCCGGUCUGCUGGCCCCAAUCGUCGCCGGCUACGUUAUUGACAAAAGGCCCACCCAGGCAGCCUGGAGAGUGGUGUUCAUAACGUCGGCGGUUGUGUACAUGGUGUGCUGUACGAUUUACCUGGUGUUCGGCAACGGCACUCGUCAGCCGUGGGACAAUCCGUCCAACGACCAAAUGAACUUGGAGCACAAGAAAAACAAGAAGAAGAACAAGAUGGCCAUGGACAUCGAGGACACCGUUCAGUGAACGGCGACUCUUCAACGUCGUCCCUUCACCGGUCAGCCCAUAUAACCAACAACCCUUGCCUCCCACCCCCUACCCAACUAACCAUCCUACCAUCCCCGCCCAGCCAAAUCUUCAACCACCCCCAUAACCUAACCGCGCGAAUAUCACCCCUAUCGCAUGUAUGCAUAAUGUAAUAUUACCUACAUAAUAUGAGCUGGCGCGUUUUUGUGCAAAAGUUUACAAGGAAAGCACACCGACCACGACGAUACAAUGUGCGUAUAACGCGUGCGUAAAAGUAUAUGUGAGUGUGUGUAUGUGUCUGUGUAAAAGUAAAUAUUGUGUAGGUUAAUAAAAGAAAAAGUAAAGCACGUCUGUGAAAAGGUUUGAAAUAUACAAAAAAAAAAAGGAUAAUUCUUCGUAACGGUAUAUUAUAAUAUAAUAUUGUUGAUAAAUGUAUACACACUUUAUUUAUUAUUUUGUUUUAAAAAAACUUAAUUUUUUUUAGAUUUACAAUAAACUUACUCGGGUGUCGAAUCUUGACACCAUAGAAAGCACAUUCUAUUAAUUAUAUUUAUAAUUAUAUUUUUUUAUAAUAAUUAUUAAUGAAUAAUAAAAAAGUCGAUGUUAGAUCAUUAUUGUCUAUUUUUAAAAAUAUAACUUAUUUAAUUGAUAAAUUAUGAAAAUAAGUUAAAUUUUUCGUUCUAUAUAUGACUAUUUAGCUUUUUAAUAAAAAAAUUAAAAUAUAUAUGAAAAAUUGUGAUAUUGUUAGAAGUAUAUUGUUGCUCCGGAAAAGUACAUAGCCUGAUGUGUUCUUGAUUUUCUCAAAAUUUAUGUCUUCCCCAUUUAAAAACAUUAAUAUUAUUCCCUCUCAAUUUUCCGUUUAUAAUAUUUCGAUAGAUUGUAAGUAAAAACGAGUAAACGCAAUAAGAUUGAAAUAUAUAUGAUUUAUUAUGUAAAUUAAAAAAGUGAAAAACUAAAAAAACAUAAUUUGAUUAUUAUUAUAUGAUCUUGUGUUCCUUCGACUAGCUCAAUAUAUUCGUUGUUUUAGACAUGCAUGUUUUGAAAAAAGAUGUGCAAAAUGUAACUAAAAAUUAAAAUAAUCUUAAGCAAUAAAUAAAAUAGGUCAUAAUAUUUGUUUCUCUGUAGGUGACAUUUUUUGAGAGCGUGUACGGUGAACUGGGCAUUUCACGAAAGGGGAAAUUAUGCAAAAAUUUCUCAUUAAUUUCUUUCACAUUUUGUCAGUAUUUUUUUUUCACAUAUAUAUUAUAAAAUUAUUAAUUAUAUUAUUAUCACUGCAUAAUUUUUUUCCAAUGUGAUAGUUAUUAUAUUUAUUAAAUUAUUCGUUAAAAGAUUUAUUAUUAUAGUAAUAAAGUUAAAUUUUAUGUUUAAGCGUCUGUUUCUGGAUUAUAUAUAUUGUUGUAUUCAAGUUUAGGAUUUGUCGUUUAGUGAGAAUGAUAAUAUUACUGUUACAAAUAAAAAUAAUUAUAAUACAAUUUUUUAAUUAAAAAAAUAUGUUAUAAUAGUUAUUUAUUAGAAAUCCAUUAAAAACGACUCUAUGUACCAUAAAUGUUAUAGAAUAAUAUAUAUAUAUAUAAAUAUAUAUAUAAAGAGAAUAUUUAAAAAAAAUGUAUCAAUUUUUUUUCCAAAUUACUACUAUAGCUGAGCCAAUAUAAGUUACCAAAAAAAAAAAAACAAAAAACAAAAAAAAACAAACAAAACUCAAUAAACAGUAUAUGACGAGAAAUUUAUCUUAAAUCACUGCUCUAUCGAAAUAAAAAAAACUAUCAAAUAUAAUAUAUAUAUUUAUUUAUAAUAUAUAUGGCUCAUUAUUUAGUAUAUAGUUUAUUAUUAUCUUAACGUUACAUGUUAAUUUGUUUUUACCUUAUCCUUCUAUUUAACAGGGUAAUAGUAUUAUUUAAAUUUAGACCUAAAUAUUAUAUAGUACCUAAUUCUUAAGUUCAUACCAUUGUCUGAUGAUAAUGAUGAUAAUAUUAUUAUUAUUAUUAUUACGUAGGAUAUUUAUUUAUUUUAUUUAAUUAAUUUAUUAUUAUUUUUUUUUUUUUUACCUUUAAUUUGUAUUUUUUCGCACGUUACUUAAGCACAGUUAAUUUUUAUCACUGACUUUCAAAUUUUACUUAUUACUAGCAAGUAUAUGAUUAUUUUUUUAACCCUUGUAUAUUGGAAAUGUUCAACGAUGACCAAAACAAUUUUGUCUCCCGACCAUGUCUGUCCAUGUUGUACCAAUAUUAUGUUAAGGUUCGCGCACGUACCGGUUACUAAUUAAUAUCAUUCAUACAAUUCGGACACGAUCUAUUUGGGGAGGAGGCAUUAUUUCGGAAAGAGAAACCUAGUCGUUAAUUCAAAUAAUAACAUGUAUAAACAAACGAUAUACAAGGGUUAAAAGAAUUACCUAAUUAUCUAUUCAAUUAAUGUAUUUUAAAAAGAAGCGCGACCCGAUUUUAAUGAACCAUUUAUUAAUCCGAGACCACUCGCGUGCGAUGCUGUAUCGUACGUUUUACUGUACUUAUACUGAUAUAAAAUAAAACAAAAUUAAAUGACUGUUCAUUAGUUGAAAUUAUGUGUUUAUUAUUGUUUAGGUUGUCAAUUAUUAUUCUAGAAAUAAAUACAUGAGUUGUCAAUAACUGUUA
Myzus persicae (green peach aphid) is the source of this 4806-nucleotide messenger RNA. RefSeq names its product putative inorganic phosphate cotransporter. The record is from RefSeq and is a predicted model, not a curated record. Gene Ontology annotation, biological process: monoatomic anion transport; transmembrane transport. The transcript has 9 exons. Gene Ontology annotation, molecular function: transmembrane transporter activity. Bases 317 to 2179 code for a protein of 620 amino acids. Lineage: Eukaryota; Metazoa; Arthropoda; Insecta; Hemiptera; Aphididae.